Molecule: messenger RNA, 394 nt
Organism: Dentiscutata erythropus
Lineage: Eukaryota; Fungi; Glomeromycota; Glomeromycetes; Diversisporales; Gigasporaceae
Source: the annotation of a GenBank genome assembly
AUGGUUCUAACCACAAAUCCAUCAUCAUCAAAACCUAAAUUAGUUGAAGAAGAAAAUGAAAAAUGGCAUGAGAUCAAAAAAAAAGGAGAUGACAUUAUUCAAGAAGAAAUACGAAUUCUUUUGAAUACUCCAAUUCCAUUGCAAGCAAUCGGAUUCAUUAAGAAUUCUAGUCCUUUAUAUGAAAAAAUUAAAACAGCAAGAAAUAAGAUUACCGAAUUCGAAUCUUUGUACAAUAUAGCUUCAGAUACUAGUAUUAGAAGCGAUCUUGCUAUUAGAAUACAAGAGCAAAAAGAUAUUGUCGGAACCAAUGAUAAAAAAAUUGAAGCACUUAAACGACAUACAGCAAAUCAAGCCCGGAUAAUGGCUAAAAAACAAAACCAACUUGAAGAAAAAG